Molecule: messenger RNA, 2262 nt
Organism: Ostrea edulis (European flat oyster)
Lineage: Eukaryota; Metazoa; Mollusca; Bivalvia; Ostreida; Ostreidae
Product: xaa-Pro dipeptidase-like
Exons: 17
Coding region: 439-1818 (459 amino acids)
Molecular function (GO): metalloaminopeptidase activity; manganese ion binding
Source: RefSeq, a predicted model, not a curated record
AAGUUGAAAACGCUUGUUGAUCACAGAUUUCGACAGAAAUUCAAAGGAUCUGAGAGAAUUGAUGGUGGAUGUGAUGGGUCAAGUUAAAGUUAAGAUCUUAGUCAGGUUUUUGGAAAGAAACAACGGUAUGUUCAUCGUUAGGACUCGCGGUAAAUGUAGCUUAGUCAUGCAGGAGACGAUUCAAGACAGUAGGACAGAUUUAGACAAAGUGCAGGAUUUUAAUGAAGACUCGCACCGGUACCCUGACAUGAACAUCUAUAUUUUUCGAGCCUCAAAACCAGCCUUGCUUAUGAUCAUGCCGAGUCAUAACCGUGAUGGAAGUUGCCAGGAAACAACAGGCCAGCAUUCUGCCGUGGAGAGCACACUCUCAGAGUACCAGCAGAGUUGUUUGCAGAUAACAGAAAACGUUUGGCAGAAAGACUGAGAGCUACAAAAAAGAUGCCAGCGGGGGCAUAUGUGCUCCUCCAAGGCGGGGAAUCAGAAACAAGGCACUGCUCAGAUCAUGAACCAAUAUUUAGACAGGAGUCUUACUUUCACUGGGCAUUUGGUGUAGAGGAACCAGAUUUUUAUGGUAUUAUUGAAGUUGACACUGGACGAGGAAUUUUAUUUCCUCCAAAGCUUCCUGAUGUUUAUGCAAUCUGGAUGGGAAAGCUUCUGGAUGUCAAAGAUUUCCAAGUUCGUUAUGGGAUGGAUGAGGCCCACUGGGCAGAUGAUAUAGCCAAAGUGUUAAAAGAUAAGAAUGCCUCCCUCCUGCUUACAUUGAGGGGAUUGAACACAGACAGCGGAAACUACAGCAGAGAGGCAGCUUUUGAUGGGAUCAGUGAGUUCAAAGUAGACAAUGCCGUUUUACAUCCAGAGAUAUCGGAAUGUCGAGUGUUUAAGACAGAUCUAGAACUAGAGGUGAUGAGAUACUCCAACAGGAUCAGUAGUGAGGCUCAUAAAGAGGUGAUGAAAUGUGUCAGACCGGGAAUGUUUGAAUAUCAAAUGGAAAGUAUCUUCAAACAUUACUGUUACUUCAAUGGUGGGAUUCGACAUUUAGCAUACACCUGUAUUUGUGGCAGUGGGGACAAUGGUUCUGUGUUACACUAUGGACAUGCAGGUGCUCCCAAUGCCAAACAAGUACAGGAUGGGGACAUGUGUCUUUUAGAUAUGGGAGGUGAAUACUACUGCUACACUUCAGACAUUACCUGCUCAUAUCCAGCCAAUGGGAAGUUCACAGAGAAACAACGAGGAAUAUACGAGACAGUGUACAAGUCCAGCCGGGCUGUGAUGAAGGCUCUGAAACCUGGUGUAUCAUGGGUAGAAAUGCAUCUACUGGCAGACAGAGUACAUCUAGAGGAGCUGAAGAAAUUGGGGCUUCUGAAAGGGGAUGUAGAGGAGAUGAUGAAAGUCCGUCUGGGAGCGGUGUUCAUGCCCCAUGGCCUAGGACAUUUCAUGGGGAUUGACACCCACGAUGUUGGGGGGUACCCAGAGGGUGUGGAGAGGAGUGAUAAGCCAGGGCUAAAGUCCUUGAGAACAGCCAGAGUAGUGCAGCAAAGAAUGGUUCUGACCAUAGAACCUGGGGUCUACUUUAUUGAUGUGCUGUUAGACGGUGCCUUCAACAACCCUGACCAGUCCCAAUUCAUGUGUCGUGAAGUCAUAGAUCAGUACAGAGGCUUUGGAGGGGUACGAAUUGAGGAUGAUGUGGCGGUCACUGCCGAUGGAAUGGAGUUACUGACGUGUGUCCCCAGGACGGUGGAAGAAAUCGAAAGUCUAAUGGCAGAAGGAAGACAGCGUCCCCAGAUUCUACUCCCUCAGGAAGCAAUCAAGUCUGCUUAGUCAGGGGUGUUGUGUAGUCAGUGCACCAGUCAAGUCUGCUUAGUCAGGGGUGUUGUGGGCACCAGUGCACCAGUCUCAGUCUGCUCAUCAUCAUUUUUAUAAACUUUGAUGUUCAUACCCAGUGUAUAAUUACCUGUGAUACUUUGAUCAUUAUUAACUAUGCAACAUUCAUACGAGUCAUUAACUUUAAGCUUAUUAUUCUGUACUAAGGAGAUAGAACAUUCAUUGUAUGGCAGUGAACUGAUUCUACUAUGUGUAUAUUUAUCUCCUGAUGAUCAACCAAUAUUGAUGGUGCUAGUCAUAUGUAAUAUGAUGAAAUAACAAUGAUGGAAGACACAUUCCAGAUGCAAACAUAAUCAUAUUCCUGUAGUUGAUAUGCUAUUCUACAAGUUGUGAAACAGAUUGGUUGUUCCUUUCAUUGGUCAUUAAAUUGCUUUGUAUAAA